Molecule: messenger RNA, 1935 nt
Organism: Cicer arietinum (chickpea)
Lineage: Eukaryota; Viridiplantae; Streptophyta; Magnoliopsida; Fabales; Fabaceae
Molecular function (GO): RNA binding
Source: RefSeq, a predicted model, not a curated record
UAAACCCUGAAUCGUUUUCCAAGCGAAGGUAGUAAGUAGUAGCUACCUUUAAACCCUAAUUUUUCUCUUCUUCUUUCUGUUAACAUCUUCAAAGCUUGAACCUAUUCUCAUGGCGGCAGAAACCGAAACCGAAAACGCCCACUCAAACACAGAGACAGUAACAAAAGCUGUUGAUUCUCUUCUCAAAUGGCGAACGUCCCGAUUAGAAACCGAAAAACCUAAACUCUUCGACCAAGACGAAGAAUUCGUCUACCUCGUACUAACCCUAAAGAAGAUUCCACAAAAUGGCCGCGUUAACCCUCACAAGGUACCAAUCCCUCAUUCUCUUCUCUCUGAAUCUUCCGAACUCUGUCUCAUCAUCGACGACAGAGCCAACAAGCCAGAACGUAUAACCAAAGACGAUGCUCAGAAGAAGAUUAAAUCGGAAUUGAUUCCUAUCUCGAAAGUUCUCAAGCUUUCGAAACUCGCUUCUGAUUACCGCCCGUUUGAGGCGAAGCGAAAGCUCUGCAACUCCUAUGAUUUAUUCUUUGCUGAAAAGACCAUUGUACCAUUGCUGCCACGUCUGCUUGGGAAGCAGUUUUUUAAGAAGAGGAAGGUUCCGGUGCAGAUUGAUUUGCAGAAGAAGAAUUGGAAGGAGCAGGUUGAAAAGGCUUGUUCUUCUGCUUUGAUGUUUUUGAGGACUGGUACUUGUAGUGUUCUUAGGGUUGCUAAGUUGAGUAUGGAGAGGGAUGAGAUUGUUGAAAAUGUGGUUGCUGCGAUGGACGGUGUUGUUGAGGUUUUUCCUAAGAAGUGGGGUGUUGUUAGGUCUUUUCAUGUUAAGCUGUUGGAUUCUGUUUCAUUGCCUGUUUAUCAGUCUGUUCCUGAUGUUAGGUUGAAAAUUGAGGGUGUUAAGGAUGUGGAGGAAGCUUUGGAGAAGAGCGAGAAGAAGAAGGUUCGUGAUGGGAAAAAAGGUGGGAAGAAGGGUGCGGCAAAAGGGAGGAUUCAUGAAAUUAAGUAUAUGGAUGGAAUGAGUGAGGAUGGAAUGAGUGAGGGUCAUGAUGAUGUUGAUGGUGAUGUUGAUAGUGAUGAUGUUGUUGUUGGUGGUGGUGAUAAGGUUGAUGAUGAGAAUGGUGAAAUUGAGAGUGGAGGAUUGGUUAAUAAGAAGAGAAAGAAAGGUGUUAAAGGGAAGAAAGGAGGGGAUUCUAGUGAAUUGGGAAGUGUGAAAUCAUUGAAGGAUUCUGCUAAGCGGAAGAAGAAAUUAUCAGUUGAGGAUGAGGGUUCAGACAAGAAGAAGAAGAAAGUGUCGGCUGUGAAAGCUAAAGAAGAAGGUUUGGUCAAUACGAGUGGAAAGAAGGAGGGGUCGGCCAAGAAGAAGAAAGAGGUGUUGGCUGUGAAAGCUGCCGAAGGAGAUUUGAUUAAGAAGGGUGAAAAGAAAUUACCGGUGAAGGAUGAGGGUUCGAACAAGAAGGAGAAAAAGGUGUUGGCUGUGAAAUCUCCAAAAGAAGGUUUGAUCAAGAAGGGUGAAAAGAGGUUAUCGGCCAAGGAUGAGGGUUCGGACAAGAAGAAGAAAAAGACAGGAAGGUCAGAGCGAAGGUAAAAGCUAAGAAAAGUAAGAAGGCCUAAUGAGCUAACUGCUGAUGCUGAAGAGUUUUUGUUGUUACAAUAUAUUGCUUGAUGUGGCUCUUUGCAAUCAAGUGUUGUUUUGCUUGAUGAGUUCACUGGCAGAUUUUGUUUUCUGGGAAUUUUAUUAUGCUGCUUAUUUGUUGUGUUUUGUUAUUUAGUAAUUUAAAUUUACUCUGUUUAAGCUUAAGAGUUGUUCUCCAUAGAGAUAAAAACAAAAUAUUUUUUCUCAUUUUUCAUUUAGGAGUGAUAUGAAAGUUUUCAAGGGAAUUAUUGGAGAAUGCCAGCAACAAUACAUCACAUUAAAUUUAUUAAUUUCCCUGCUUCUUUGUUGCA